This is a messenger RNA of Mya arenaria, 673 nucleotides long. RefSeq lists its product as uncharacterized. Lineage: Eukaryota; Metazoa; Mollusca; Bivalvia; Myida; Myidae. The record is from RefSeq and is a predicted model, not a curated record. Bases 136 to 579 code for a protein of 147 amino acids. The transcript has 7 exons.
GGGGUCGAUAUUCAAACAUACCGUCUUCGCAUUGGGACGAACAAAUUUGCUCACGGCACAAACGUUGUUUUGCUGCAAUGCUUUGUCAACUUCUCGGCGGGAUUGAAGGCAGUGGGAGCCGUUACAUUCAUAGUAAUGCUGCUUCUGAUGGCUGGCAUUGAACCGAACCCAGGACCUCCAAAGAAAGACUUGCAAGCGCAAUCUGACGAGGAUUCAGCAAAUAAUACACUCGAAGCGCACUUUGAACGCUUUAGGGCAACAAACCGAUCGCGAAGACUACAGGAAAACAUGCGACCUCAAUGCAGUGUGACCAGAAAUUCAAAAGAAGUCUCUACAAAUGAGGUUGAAGCACAACAGACAAAACCGAUUAUUGCAGUCAAGCCCAAAUUCUUACGUACGAUGGAUGACGCUAAAACCAGUAAAAAGGUGUUGGAAACACCAGAUAACUCACUAGAGUCCGGAUCCUCUUGCAUUGAAAUGGAACCGCAAACACAAGCGUCUCCGCUGGACCAACAUACGACUCAAGUUCCGGUGCCAAUAGUACCAGCAAGAGGAGCGGCGGAUCGUAUUGAAAGGUAAAUUUCAAUUUUUCAUAAAUGUUUCAAGUACAUGUGCAAUGUAAGCAUACACAUUGAGAGGAAAUUUCAAAUUUAGAGGACAAUGAUAAGGUAAU